This is a messenger RNA of Monoraphidium neglectum, 420 nucleotides long. RefSeq names its product calcium/calmodulin dependent protein kinase II association-domain protein. Gene Ontology annotation, biological process: protein phosphorylation. The record is from RefSeq and is a predicted model, not a curated record. Bases 1 to 420 code for a protein of 139 amino acids. The transcript has 4 exons. Gene Ontology annotation, molecular function: calmodulin binding; calcium/calmodulin-dependent protein kinase activity. NCBI's taxonomy places the organism in Eukaryota, Viridiplantae, Chlorophyta, Chlorophyceae, Sphaeropleales, Selenastraceae.
AUGUCGACUGGUUCGCAGGAGCUGACGCGCCACCUGCUGGAGCUGCAGCAGCAGCAGUUGGACGCCAUUGGCUGCGGCGACUACGACGCCUAUGCGACGAUGUGCCACCCCAGCCUGACCUGCUUUGAGCCGGAGGCCAAGGGGAACCUUGUGGAGGGCAUGGUGCAGCUGCUCGGCGGCGAGGACAGCGCAGUGGCUGCUGUCGUCAGCUACGUGCGGCUGGUUCAGGUGCUUGAUGCCAGUGGCAAGCACGCCACAACCGCGACGCAGCACGGUGUGUUUGAAUCCUCUCGCCCGGUAUGCCGUGGCUGGGCGGGAGCGCAGGAGACGCGCGUCUGGGAGCGCGUCAAGGAGCCGUGGAGCGGCCAGCCCUGGGGCGAGUGGGUCAACGUUCACCUGCACCGCAGCCCCGCAGCCUAA